GUUUCGGGGCUACGACAAUGUUUUAAUGGUUUACUUCAAAUUAAAAAACUCAAAAUUCAAAAGCCGUUUGCUUUUUUUGAAAUCUACAUGACGGAUAAGAAGGAGAUCAUCGAUAUCUACAGUUCAGAUGAGGAAGACGAAGAAGAAGAAGAUGAUGAUAUCGAUGGCGAGAGUAGCGACGAAGACGAUUAUGAAGAAGAUGAUGAUGAUGAUGAUGAUGAUGAUGAUGAUGAAGAAGAUCGGAGUUUGAGUGGAGAUGAUAGCGAAUUGAGCGAAGAUGAUUCUACGGAUUCGAAUUCGGAUUCUGAUGACGACGAUGAAGACGAUGAUGAGGAAGACGAUGAUGAAGACUCUCUAGUUGAUAAAGUCACUCGUCUAUUCAAAGGUUCAUUUGGUGACUGAUCAGCUGAGCAAUAAACCCAAUUGAUUAUCACAAUGAUAUCUUAUGAAAGAUUGAUGGUCAUAAGACUGAUUGUAUAAGAGUGUUGGUUGAUGUUGAGAGAGGUAGAGGCAGAGCUGUCCCAAACUGGCUUGGUGGUGACUUGGGACCUCAAGAGUUGGUGGAGAACCUCCCGUCCCGGUUACUGUCAGAGGAACCAAAAAGACCAUGGGAGGAGUGUGAGGAAUCUCGGGAUAAGGAGAAAGAAAGGGAAUGAUUGAGGUAAAGCAUCACAGACGCUAGGACCGAGGAGGCAGGGAGAGCAGACGGGAUCGUGCUACAAUGAAUCAUGUCAGAGACUGUGAUAGGAGCUGUAUGAUACAAACCAACGAAGUAAAAUGGUUCUUGUAGUUGUUGUACCAAAACAAUUUCCAAGUUUGUCAUCUUCUCUUUGAUUAUUUCUUUUGCUAUCUAUACUCUUAGGUAAUUUACACACUUUUUACAAUUACAAAUCAUUCAAAAAUAACGUAUGAAAAGUUCCAAGUUUUGUA
Messenger RNA from Arabidopsis lyrata subsp. lyrata, 930 nucleotides. RefSeq names its product phosphopantothenoylcysteine decarboxylase subunit VHS3-like. The record is from RefSeq and is a predicted model, not a curated record. Lineage: Eukaryota; Viridiplantae; Streptophyta; Magnoliopsida; Brassicales; Brassicaceae. The coding region runs from base 88 to 402 and encodes 104 amino acids. The transcript has 5 exons.